AUGGAUCUGCUCCCCAAAAAGGAGCAAGUCGAUGUGCUCAAAUACAUCCACGUUAAAGACGCCAAAAUGGCCCUCGUCUCGCGCCUCCUCAAACGGUACCUCAUCUCGCGCUACGCGCCAUGCGCCUGGGACGCGGCGACGCCAACACCAAACAAGAACACGAAACCAGUCUACAUAGCCCCCGACGGCUCGGAGCCUGUGAUCUUCAACGUCACGCAUCAAGCUGGUCUCAUCGUUCUGAUUGCCAGUGUGCGACCCAAACCAGGCAUGAGUGUUGGCGUGGACAUUGUGUGUCCCACUGAACGGCGCGACAAGGACCUUGGUCUCAUCAGCAAAGACGGAUGGAAGGAGUAUGUCAGCAUGCACGAAGAGGUGCUGAGCCAGGCCGAGUGCACCAGCCUGAACCGUCUGCCGUUCAAGGACCUGGACCACCGCCUGCGGUACUUUUACACGCUGUGGUGUCUGCGGGAAGCCUAUGUCAAGAUGACGGGCGAGGCGCUCCUCGCUCCGUGGCUGAAGAGGCUGGAGAUGCGGUACUUUGCCCCGCCGGAGGAUGCGCCCAUCAGCCAGACGGAGAUUUGGUUCCAAGGGCGGCUGUUGGAUGAUGUCGACCUGGAUCUGGUCAACGUCUUGGAUGGAUUCAUAAUCUGCACGGCUACCAAGAGAGGUAAGAAGGGGGAUAGCCUCGAGCUGGGAGAGUAUGAGCUUUUGGACAUUGAGGACGCCAUCGCAUUUGGAGAGGGGAGUCGCGAGCUCCCUAGAAAGGAGAGCGAGACUCCGCGGCCCAUUGUGCAAAAGGCCAUGACAUUUAGCCCGAGCGUACUGACGAGAUAG
This is a messenger RNA of Emericellopsis cladophorae, 834 nucleotides long. Its product is annotated as L-aminoadipate-semialdehyde dehydrogenase-phosphopantetheinyl transferase-like protein. Lineage: Eukaryota; Fungi; Ascomycota; Sordariomycetes; Hypocreales; Bionectriaceae. Gene Ontology annotation, molecular function: magnesium ion binding; holo-[acyl-carrier-protein] synthase activity. Gene Ontology annotation, cellular component: cytosol. The transcript has a single exon. The coding region runs from base 1 to 834 and encodes 277 amino acids. The record is from RefSeq and is a predicted model, not a curated record.